Messenger RNA from Cygnus olor (mute swan), 5749 nucleotides. RefSeq names its product stathmin 3 (gene STMN3). NCBI's taxonomy places the organism in Eukaryota, Metazoa, Chordata, Aves, Anseriformes, Anatidae. Gene Ontology annotation, cellular component: cytoplasm; neuron projection. Gene Ontology annotation, molecular function: tubulin binding. Gene Ontology annotation, biological process: microtubule depolymerization; neuron projection development; regulation of microtubule polymerization or depolymerization. The record is from RefSeq and is a predicted model, not a curated record. The coding region runs from base 216 to 758 and encodes 180 amino acids. The transcript has 5 exons.
CUCGGUGGGGCUGCAUUUCUGGCAGGCAGUCCGACUGGGAGGGACCGGGCGUCAAAGCCACCCAGGAAAGGAGGCCUGAUCCGCUCAUUGCCAUUCCCAGCCGGUGCCCCUUCCUUCUCCUUCCACCUGCUCCGUGCUGCGGGCGCUCCGACCUCCCCGCCGCGGGUGCCGAGCCCGCUCCCCAUCGCCACCGCAGCCCCGCGCCCCACGGCAGCAUGGCCAGCACCGUCUCAGCCUACAAGGAGAAAAUGAAGGAGCUGUCGCUGCUCUCCCUCAUCUGCUCCUGCUUCCACACCCAGCCGCACCCUAACACCAUCUACCAGUAUGGAGAUAUGGAGGUGAAGCAGCUGGACAAGAGGGCAUCAGGUCAGAGCUUUGAGGUGAUCCUGAAGUCGCCUUCAGAUUUAUCUCCCGAGAGCCCCAUCCUUUCCUCCCCCCCCAAGAAGAAGGACCUGUCCCUGGAGGAGCUGCAGAGGAGGCUGGAGGCUGCAGAGGAGAGGAGGAAGACCCAGGAGGCGCAGGUGCUGAAGCAGCUGGCGGAGAAGCGGGAGCACGAGCGGGAGGUGCUGCACAAGGCGCUGGAGGAGAACAACAACUUCAGCCGCCUGGCCGAGGAGAAGCUCAACUACAAGAUGGAGCUGAGCAGGGAGAUCCGCGAGGCGCACCUGGCCGCCUUGAGGGAGCGGCUCCGCGAGAAGGAACUGCACGCAGCCGAAGUUCGCAGGAACAAGGAACAGCGGGAGGAGAUCUCUGGAUAAAGGGCUUUUCUACACAUCUAGCACCUGAUUCCUGUUAACAAACCAACCAACCAACACAUUUUAUUUUGUUUGUCUAGAUGCAGCGUUUGGUUCUCCAUCCCCCCAUCCCCUGGUGUUCGUCCCCCAGCUACACGCUUCUCUAUCUCUGCAUCCUAAAUCGUUGGGUACUUGUGGGGAUUCACAGAUCAUAGGGACCCCUAAGCAGAAUAGCAACUAGCUCACAUGAAAUAGAGAAUCAGUGGAUCAGUCGAUCAAUCAGCUUCUUUGGAGGGUUUGUCCUUUUUUAAAAAAUAUUUCUUAAACUAAUGUAAAAAUGAAGAUAUUAAUAAAUUCAACCAGCAGUGUCACAGAGAUACGGAUUUCUUAUCCGGGGCUUUUAGUACUCUCGGUGUUUGCUCUGAGCCAAAUCUCAGUUUCAGAAUAAUGGGAAGGAAGUGAUGAUUUCUGUGUGUGUAGUGGAGUAACGAGUAGAGCCGUGUUUGCCAGUGGUAGGAGAGGUGUGGGAGAGGCAGGGGCUGGCUGUGGCAGCGGGGGCGUGCAGCCCCUCGGCUCUUGGCCGUUACCCGAGGCCAGCCCAGGCAGGCAGCGACCCAAAAAUCCUUGUCUUCUGGUGGUUCUUUGGUAGCCCGUGUGGAAACAGCUGGGGGGCUCUCCGAGAGCUCAGCACCACGUCCGCACUGUCCCCAUCCCCAUGGGUGCUGGCUGCUGCCCUGGCAGAAGCCUUGGCUGGGCAGCACAGUAUCGGUGUGGUGAUGGGCUCCAUCGUGGGGAGGGGACGCAGGGUCUGCAGCUGCCCGGUGCUCCCGAGACCUCCCUCCGUAGGAACGCAGCUCCAGCAGGGACAGGGCAGGGUGGUGAGAUGGCCUUUUAGCGAACACGAUAACCACCCUCCCCUCUUCCCAGUGAUGGAUGUGGUUCCUUGGUGCCAUCGCAGGAUGGAUGCUGAGGCCAGGGAGCACCGGGCAGAGCCACAGAGUGUGGCAGGGACGGGACAUGCCACCCUUCUGCGUGGUCCUCCCUGCCCGGCUGCCUCGGGUGAGGCAGAGCUGAGCGGGAGCAGCUCUGCAGGAAGGGGGAAGAGAUGUUCCCAUGCUCGUUUCUUGUCUAUCUUUAGCUUUUCAAGGCCUAUUUUUAAGCCAACUUCGUCCCUCCGUGGAGGUAGAGAUGAGCAGGGAAUAUGCAAGCGUGGCGUUAGCAGCUGACGGUAAUGUCACCUGGCUAGGUGACUGUCACAGCCUUCCUGAGCUGCAAUGUCACCGCUUACAAAGCGCACGGCGGGGGCUGCCACCCGCAGCGCUGCCCACCUUGCGCCCGCUCUGCUUUUGGCUUGAAAAACUGAAAAAGAGGAAAUGUUGCGUCUGACACUGGUGGGGAAUCGCCACCCGAUCGCUGUGGGGCCUCGUAGGAUGCGGUGCUGGGCAGUCAGCCCUCGUGUGAGCACGGUCUCGGGGCAGGAUUUGGCAGAGGAGGUGGAUGGUGGAGGCUGCGUUCGUUUGGGGCAGAGGGCAGUGAGAACUCCCCUCUGAGCAGAGCUUAGAAAUCGCUGUGGUGGCGCGCUUUGGAUAGAGCAGAGCGGCGGUUUUGGGGCACGGCACCGGUGGCAUCCCUCCCCUCCACCCCGGCUGCUGUCUCAGCACAAGGAAAGGGGCGUGCGAGGGCUGGAGACAUUUAAUUCAGGGCCAUGGUACCCUCUGCACGGCGUGUGGCCAACAUGCAGAUGGGAGACGGUUGUGCUGGGUUUUGAGUCCUUGGGGAAGGUGCUGCAGGGAGUGGGCACAGGGGCUGAGGCGAGGAAUGGCAGCGGGUGAGGAUGGCACACCGGGAGCUGCCUCACCUGCCUCUCCCCCCCCUCUUCAAAACUGCGGCUGAGUCUGCUCAGAAGCUGACAUUUUCUGCCCACCCUGUGCUUUACUUGCGCAAAGAAUUUGUUACGGCCUGAAGUAAGCAUCGGGCGGCCACAGAAACCCAACAGAAAGCCAAAGAGCAGCUGCUGGAAAUCAGAUCCCUGGGCUCUUUGCUGAUCCCCCAGAAGUCCCGGCCAGAUUUGGGAGCGACCCCUCUGUGGCCGCAGCACGUUUCGAUGUCCGGGGAAGGCUCUGCUCCUGGAAGGAAGGGCUGCCUCCCACCCAGCCCCUUUUCCCCGGGGUUAUCAGUGAGCCCCAGUCCCGGCCAGUGACAAAACGUGAUUUUGGGCAGAGAGGGAAAAGGAGCGGAAACUGAGGGUUGAAUUUCUUAACCAGUAGCUAACGAUCAGUUUAUAGUAGCAGCUGUCUUAGAUGAGCAUCUGUGUAGAGCGCGGCGUCACCGCCAGCAUCACCUCAUUCAUAUAGUGACAAGAAAUUUUAAAAAGUUUAAAAAAAAAAAAUUUAAAAAGUAAUUUAAACGAAAUGUUUGUGUGUAAGAAAUGGUUGAAACUGUCUAAUGUCUGUGUCCCGCGUUGGCGGGAUCUGAGAAGGUAUCUGCAAGAUAUUAACCCUGUCCUGCUCUCUGUGGUGCUGAGUGUUUGCUUGGUGUGUAAUUCUGACCUGGAGCUUGUUGUAAAUACUGUUUUUAGUACUAUGAUUAUUAUGAUUAUUAUUAUUAUCAGAAAUGUACUCAUGAGCAGGAGUCUAGAAGGAGAGAAAUGACCGUUUUCCCUCUGUCAGCGGGGCGCACAAGCGGCCGGAGGCGGGGAGCAGGGAUAGGGGCAGCCGCCCGCGUGCAGCCCCGGGCUGGGGAGCUGGGGGCAGCGCGUCCUGCGAGCGAGCAGCGGGGCCGGGUGCUGCGGGUACCGGGAGGAGAAGGACAGAGGGAUGGAACGAAGGUGAUGCUUGGGAUGUGUGCUGUGUUUUGGUACGGUUAACAUAGCGUGAGUUCAUGCGCAAGGGUGAGACUUGGGGUACAAAAGCCCCAAGCCCCCGGUGCCAGCCGUGCUGGGUCAGAGCCACCCUCCCCGUGGUGCCUGAGCCUCAGGCUUGGUCCCUGCCCGGGUCUUGCAGCUCAGUCCUUCGUGCCUGCCCUCCUCCACGUAAGGCCAGCCUUGUCCUCGGGUGGAGACUUAUUCUUGCAGUAGGUUUGCCUGGCAGUCAGUCCCACAGAGAGCUCAGAGGAGAAUGACCCAGCAAGGGGGGAGCCCGGCACGUGGUGCCCACGCAGGUGUGAGCCCUGGGAAACCCAUUUUUCUCGCCUUUGUUGGGUUGGUGCCGUGAGGUUCAGUGGAUGUGGCUGGAAGAUGUGUUGCUGUGGGGGGAAACUCACGCCCUGUUGAAGCAGGGAUGUGUUGGGCUGAGCUCUGCGCCGGUGACAUCGGGGGACUGGUGCUGUCACCACUGCGCGAUGUCACGCGGGGUCCCAUGCGCUCGGUGCCACGGAGAUGACUGCGUGAGGGACACGAGGGGACCCGAUCCUCACCCCGCACCACGGGCGCUAUCGGGGGAAUGCACGCAGUGAGCACGGGAUCUUCCUGCUCCUGGGGUGCCUGUGGUUGUGUGCUGCAGCAUCCUUCCUGCCUCAGCUGUGACUAAUUAAGUGUCCUCAUUAACAGCCUCACAGUCCCAUUCUCUGUCAGUCCGGUUGUGAUUUCACCGUCAUUCCCACACCCCGUGGUCGCAGUCCCCAGGGUGACGGUCCAGGUGGCAGGGCUGAGUUCCUCCCUGCUUCCCGUAGCUGCUCCAUAGCCGGGCUCUGCAGAGGCAAACACGAGACUUCGUGCUCGGUGGGAGCCUUUCCUCGAGGCGCCCCGUAGCGCUCCUGAGCUGACGGAGGACCCGUGGCUGUGCGAGGGAGGAAAAUGAGGCGGUGGCAAUGUAUUGGUGUGCAUGCACCUUGCACAGAGCUCUCCUGAAGGGCCUCUGAUUCAAGCAAGGCAGGAAAGCUGAAGCUAAAUUAGUUCCCGGGUGAUCAGUGGGUCUGUGCGAGAGCUGCAACAAAGGGCCUGAAAGCCCCAGUUCCAGCUCUGCUCACAGUUAUCCUUUGUGGCAAAGUGCUCAGCUCAGGGUGCAUACGGGGGCUUUCAAGGAUGCUCGCCACUCAGACUGCUUCUGGGCCGCGCCUUUUCCUUGUCUUAUCCAUUGUGAGCCAUGAACCAACCUUGCUGUAAGCGAAUGCGGGGUUUCUUCCGAGUUAACCUUUUGGGGACAGCGGCAGUUCAUGCAGGCAUCCUGCACUGGGGGCAGCCGGUGUUGCUGCCCCUCUUACCAGGCAAACUUCAGCUUGCUUUAGCUUAGCGCAGCUGGCUCCCCGGCCCUGAGCCUGGCUGGUGUGGCUCGUUUCACCCCGUUGGGCUGGGCGCACCACACCAAAACGCAGGGGUGGAGACCAUAUGUGCACGUACACUCCUCCUACCACUUGAAAUGAGUCAGGGAACGGCUGUUCAUGGUGCUAGAGAUUUCUCACCACCCAUGCUAGGGACGAGACGACGCAGUAAGGCCAGUAACCUCCACCGCCGCAGUCAGCUGUCUCCUGAGUAGAGCAGAAGUGCAAAGUGCUCUGAGAACGGGAAGCACCAAAGCGCGGAGCCGUGUCUCACCCCAGGGAAGGUCGAGGUGGCACAGCACCAUCAGGUGAGCUGUCACCUCCCAGCCAUGCUCCUGUCCCCCGGCGCUGCUGGGGGCUGAGCAUCGCCGCCCGCCACGGCUCUGGUGGGAUGGGGAUGCGGGGUGGCGAAGGGCUCCCCAUCACUAGCAGAGCCCGGUCUGGUUCCCGUGGCUCUACCGCGUGCAUUUCGUUGUCAGCUUGAGGUUGUCGUUGUGCAAAAAGAAGUGAUUAUGAAAAACGAGUAAAAAAAAAAAAAAAAAGAAAAAAACUUGGUAUGAAACCAUGUGUGUCCAUCUCUCCAUAAAUAGAUUGUUUGAGUUCUAAGGCUCCUGUUUGUAUUGUGAGAAUACCAAUAAAAUGCGUUAAAUUGACCUAAAGAUUUAACAAAGCAGAAUUUAAGCCUCUGUAUGUUAAAUAAGUACUUUGCACCCAAUACAAAAGAUGCAGAAACCCAUCGUUUAUCACUAUUCUCAGAG